AUGCCCACCAGUAUUUUGGAGGAGAAGCUUCGAGAACAAGUUGAGGAGCAGCUGUCCUUCUAUGAGACUGGAGAGAUUCCCAGAAAGAAUCUGGAUGUCAUGAAGGAGGCAAUGGUUCAGGCAGAGGAAGCGGCUGCUGAGAUUACUAGGAAGCUCGAGAAACAGGAGAAGAAACGCUUGAAGAAAGAAAAGAAAAGGCUGGCUGCAAUUGCCCUGGCUUCUUCAGAAAAUAGUAGUGCCCUGGAGGAGUCUGUAACUACUGGGAGUUCAUGGACAACGAAUUUACUUCACUCCUCCUGUUGUAACACCUCUGCUGAACUUUUGAACAAAUCAUGGAAUGGAGAGUGCUAUCAAACCCUCAGCAUGGUGGAUACUGUCAUCCUUCCUUCCAUGGUUGGGAUCCUCUGUUCAACAGGGCUGGUUGGCAACAUCCUCAUUCAGUUCAGCUCAAUACGUCCAGGAAAAAAAAUGAUUCCUGACAUUUUUAUCUGUAGCCUGGCUGUGGCUGAUCUGGUCCACAUCAUUGGAAUGCCAUUUCUUAUUUACCAGUGGGUUUUGGGGGGGCCUCUCUGCAGGAUCAUCACAUCCUGCAACCAGUUUGCCUGUAGUGCCAUCAUGACUGUAAUGAGUGUGGACAGGUACUUGGCUCUUGUCCAGCCAUUUCGACUGACAAGCUGGAUAACCAGGAACAAGACAAUCUGCAUCAAUCUGGGCCUCUGGGCAGCUUCCUUCAUUCUGGUGUUGCCUGUCUGGGUCUACUCGAAGGUCAUCAAAUUUAAAGACGGCGCUGAGAGUUGUGCUUUUGAUUUAACAUCCCCUGACAAUGUACUCUGGUAUACUCUGUAUUUGAUGAUAACAAGUUUCUUUUUCUCUUUGCCCUUGAUUUUGAUGCACUAUAUUUUAAUUUUAUGCUAUACUUGGGACAUGUAUCAACAGAAUAAGGAUGCAAGAUGCUACAAUCCCAGUGAUCCAAGGCAGAGAGUGAUAAAGCUGACCACGAUGGGGCUGGCGCUGGAGGCGAUCUUUAUCCUGAGUGCCGCCCCCUAUCACGUGAUGUAACUGGUGAACUUACUGGUGGAGCGGCCCUCAGAGGCUUUCUAUCUGAGAUAUCACCUGUCCAUUUGUCCCAGCUAUGCCAGCAGUAGCAUCAACCCUUUUCUCUACAUCCUGCUGAGUGGAAAUUUCCAGAAACACCUGUCUCAAGCGCAAAGGAGAGUGACUGAGAAGGAAACCAACAAUAUGGAAAACAUCUUGAAACAGAGCUUUGAGUUAUCAAGACAAAUGACUUUUAACCCAAUGUACUUGGUUCUAGAUCUUUUGGAGACCAUUUUGGAACAAGUUGGGGUCAUGGGCAAAAGGGGCAACCCCAGGCAGUCGACUCCCCCCAGGUGUGGGCGGAGGUCAGGGGCGAAACCUCAGGUCUCCCAUGCACAUGCUCCCCCGCACAACUCUAUCUGCGGGAGCCAGUGA
This is a messenger RNA of Dama dama (fallow deer), 1470 nucleotides long. RefSeq names its product melanin concentrating hormone receptor 2 (gene MCHR2). NCBI's taxonomy places the organism in Eukaryota, Metazoa, Chordata, Mammalia, Artiodactyla, Cervidae. Gene Ontology annotation, molecular function: neuropeptide binding; G protein-coupled receptor activity. The record is from RefSeq and is a predicted model, not a curated record. Gene Ontology annotation, cellular component: neuron projection; membrane. Gene Ontology annotation, biological process: neuropeptide signaling pathway.